AAACGGACAUUUUGUCUAUUAACAGAGGAUAAUAAAGCCGUAUAAUAUUUUCUACCCAAGUGCACUUGCUUUCCCCGGCGAUGAUUGUUUUUUUGUUUGCCCUGUGCAUCACGGAUGGAGUGCUCUCUCAGAUACGCUACUCGGUGCCGGAGGAGGCGGACCACGGCACACUGGUGGGGAAUAUCGCCGAGGACCUGGGGCUGGACCUUACCAAACUGGCGUCCCGCCGCUUCCAGGUGGUGCCCAGCUCUCGGACACCGUACCUGGAGGUGAACCUGGAGAACGGCGUGCUGUUCGUGAGCGAAAAGAUCGACCGGGAGCAGAUCUGCAAGCAGAGCGCCAACUGCCAGCUCAACAUGGAGGUGUUCCUGGAGAACCCGCUGGAGCUAUUCCGCGUCGAGAUCGAAGUGGUGGACAUUAACGACAACCCGCCCAGCUUCCCGGAGACGGACAUCACCGUGGAGAUCUCGGAGAGCGCACCGGGCACCCGCUUCCCGCUGGAGAGCGCCUUCGACCCGGACGUCGGCUCGAACGCGUUACGCACGUACGACAUAACCACUAACAACUACUUCUACCUGGAUGUGCAGACCCAAUCGGACGGGAACAAGUUCGCGGAGCUGGUGCUGGAGAAGCCGCUGGACCGGGAGCAGCAGGCGGCGCACAGGUACGUGCUGACAGCGGUGGACGGCGGCCAGCCGCCGCGCACUGGCACCGCGCUGCUGGUGGUCCGGGUGCUCGACUCCAACGAUAACGCGGUGUUCGACCAGCCCGUGUACACGGUGAGCCUGUCGGAGAACGCACCGGCUGGCACGCUGGUCAUCCAGCUGAACGCCACCGACAUGGACGAGGGUCUGAACGGAGAGAUCGUCUACUCCUUCAGCAACCACAUCUCCAGCCGCGUCAAGGACCUGUUCAGCAUCGACGCGCGCACGGGGCGCAUCGAGGUGCGCGGCGAGGUGGACUUCGAGGAGAGCGGCCUGUAUCAGAUCUUUGUGCAGGCGAAAGACCUGGGGCCAAACGCCGGCGCGCACUGCAAAGUGCUGGUCAAAGUCAGCGACGCGAACGACAACGCGCCGGAGAUCACCUUCAGCACCGUGACCGAGUCGGUGAGCGAGGCGGCGGCCCCGGGCACCGUCAUCGCGCUGCUGAGCGUCACGGACCGGGACGCGGAGGAGAACGGACAGGUGCACGUGGAGAUCCUGGGCGACGUCCCGUUCAAGUUGAAAUCGUCAUUUAGGAAUUAUUACACCAUAGUGACCGGCGGCCCGCAACGCGAGCACGCGGACUCCUACUCCGUGACCGUGGUGCGGGACAAAGGGACGCCGUCGCUCACCGCCAGCAAGUCCAUCCGAGUCCAGGUGUCGGAUGAGAACGACAACGCGCCCACCUUUACGCAGUCCGUCUAUGAUGUGUACGUGACAGAGAACAACGCGGGCGCGUACAUCCACGCCGUGACCGCUCUGGACCCGGACGCCGGACAGAACGCGCUCAUCAGCUACUCCAUCCUUGAGUGUGACAUCCAGGGCAUGUCGGUCAAAACCUACGUGUCCAUCAACGAGGAGACGGGCUACCUUUACGCGCUGCGCUCCUUCGACUACGAGCAGCUGAAGGACUUCACGUUCACGGUGCAGGCGCGCGACGCGGGCAGCCCGCAGCUCUCCUCCAACGCCACAGUCAAAGUCAUCAUCGUGGACCAGAACGACAACGCGCCGCUGGUGCUGGCCCCGCUGGGAAGAACGGCACCGCCGGGGCCCCUGCCCCGCUCCGCCGCGGGCUACCUGGUGACGCGCAUCGUCGCGAUGGACGCGGACGACGGCGAGAACGCGCGGCUGUCCUACAGCAUCCAGAGAGGGAACGAGAACGGCAUGUUCCGGAUGGACUGGCGCACGGGGGAGCUGCGCACGGCGCGCCGGGUGUCGGCCAAGCGCGACCCGCAGCAGAUGUACGAGCUGCUGGUGGAGGUGAGGGACCACGGGCAGCCGCCGCUGUCCUCCAGCGCCAGCGUGCUCGUGCUGCUGGUGGAGCGUGGCGGAGGGCCGCGGGCCGGCGGGGACCGCGCGGGCACAGCCAAGGCCAAGGAGGGCACCCUGGAUCUGACCCUGAUCCUCAUCAUCGCCCUGGGCUCCGUCUCCUUCAUCUUCCUGCUGGUCAUGAUCGUGCUGGCGGUGCGCUGCCAGAAGGACAAGAAGCUCAACUUUUACACCUGCCUGGCCAGCGAGUGCUGCCUGGGCUGCAGCUCGUGCUGCUCGCGGCAGGCCCGCGCGCGCAAGAAAAAGCUCAGCAAGUCGGAUAUCAUGCUGGUGCAGAGCGCCGGCAGCGUCAGCGGGGCCGGUGGCACGGCUCACGUGCCCGUGGAGGAGUCAGGGAGCUUCGGCUCGCACCAUCAGAACCAGAACUAUUGCUACCAGGUAUGUCUGACUCCAGAGUCUGCCAAAACCGACCUCAUGUUCCUAAAGCCACGUAGUCCGUCUAGGAGCACAGACACCGAGCACAACCCGUGCGGCGCCAUAGUGACAGGGUACACAGACCAGCAGCCUGACAUCAUAUCAAAUGGCAGCAUUUUAUCAAACGAGACCAAACACCAGCGAGCUGAACUCAGCUACCUGGUUGACAGGCCGAGACGUGUCAACAGUUCGGCGUUCCAGGAGGCGGACAUGGUCAGCUCCAAAGACAGCGGCCACGGGGACAGCGAGCAGGGAGACAGCGACCACGACGCCACCAACCGAGGCCAUUCCUCCGGCGCCGACCUUUUCUCUAACUGCACGGAGGAGUGUAAGGCGCUGGGCCACUCGGAUCGCUGCUGGAUGCCGAGCUUCGUGCCCUCUGACGGGCGCCAGGGCCCGGACUACCGCAGCAACCUGCACGUGCCCGGCAUGGACUCGGUCCCGGACACAGAGGUAUUUGAAAGCCCCGAGCAAACGGCCGAUAAGUCAUUCUCCACCUUUGGCAAAGAGACGCCUCUCAGUCACCAACACCUCCACCUCCACCACCACCACCACCACCACCAACACCUCCACCACAACCCUCUCAAAAACCAUCACCUCAGCCACCACCAGGGCUCCUUACAGGGGACAGAGUUGGAAGCCUUUGUGCCUAGCUCCAGAGCGCCUUAUAACCCGGCUUAUUUAACGAGGAAAAGGGUUUGCUAGCUCUUUCCGCGUGGACAUACCGGACACCGCGUGACUUUGCACAAUCGCUCCCAGAAGACCAAGGCUAUAAGAAAAAAGGCAUCAAGUG
Molecule: messenger RNA, 3237 nt
Organism: Perca flavescens (yellow perch)
Lineage: Eukaryota; Metazoa; Chordata; Actinopteri; Perciformes; Percidae
Gene: pcdh10b
Product: protocadherin 10b
Biological process (GO): homophilic cell-cell adhesion
Cellular component (GO): plasma membrane
Molecular function (GO): calcium ion binding
Source: RefSeq, a predicted model, not a curated record